AUGGACGAAGCCACAUUCCAGAAUGAACUCAUCUCGCUGAAAUACCGCAUCGGCGAAAUGGCCUCCAUGUAUCAGCAGCAGCCAUCUCAACUGUUCUCACCCACGCCGCCUGCCACCGAUGCGUUCUCACAUCGCCUCGAUGAGGUCAAAGCACGCAUGCAAGCUUUGCAGGCGAGUCUUUAUCACGUUACGGCCUUGAGGGAUCGCUCGACCCAGAACAAGCCCACGCCACCCGCGCACCCAGCUCACUUGUUCGACGAGAAUGCGUUACAUGUACAGCAGAGCAGGUUGUCUCUCCCGUCAGGUCCGCUUUUCUGGCAAUUGUUUACCUCUCUACGCUCGGACGUGCAAGGCCUAGGCAGUCGCGUUGCUACACUGGAGCAGAAUUGCUCAGAGCUCGAGGACAGAGUUGAUGGUCUUGAUCCACAUCAAUUCACGCCAGCUGGCAGCGACCUCUCCUUUGGCAACCCCCAGCAAGACUUUACAUUUGAAAGAGGCUACGACCCGUUCGGCAGUUCCAGACCGCUACCAUUCGGCAUCUCGGCCGACGCUCUGUAUGGCAAUCGGAAUGUGGGAGUCGAGCUUCCCGCCGCUGGAGAGAAUGCCGCGCCCAAGACUCAGCCUGUGCCUGCUGUCGAAGGCGUUGCUUUCAGAGAUAAGGAAAUUGCAAGGCUCGAGGAACUGAUGCGAGCUAUUCAGGAAAGCCUCAGGCACCAUGAGGACCUUGUUGGCCGAAAGGACGCUGAGCUUGAGCGACUGAACUCGGACCGGCAAGACGGAGAAGCCAGAAUCUUGGAGCUCGAACGCACUGUCGCUGAGCGGAAUAGCACGAUCAGAGCUUACAGCGAUAUGAUGGCUGAGAAAGACAGUGAGAUUGAGGACCUGCGUGCUGAGAGUAGGUCGAAGGAUGAUUCUUUGCAUACCUGGACCUAUCGCCACCAUACCAUUCAACAAGCUUUUGUACACAACCAGACCGAGCUCUAUCAUGCCGAUCAGCAGAUUCAGCAGCUCCAAGGAGCUCUCUAUGAAUCGCAGAGAAGCGAUCAAGACGAGCUGGAAAACAAGACGAGAGAAAUCACGAAGUUGCGUGAGUUUUACGAAGCCAAAGAAGCCAUCGUGCACGAGCAAGACCAGAUUGUAGCGAGGGGAGCCAAGCUCCUCGAAGAGCGAGACAGCGAAAUAGAGCGAACUAGCAAGGAGCUCCAGGUGCUCAAGGACGACAUUCGCAACGAAUCCCGGGAACGCAUUAGAUUCGCGAAAUUACUAGACGAAAGAGAUGAGGAGAUUCUUCAGUUGAGGGCGUCUCUCGAUCGAGCGUUGAUGCCACGACCAACAAAAUCCAAAGCCCGCAAUGACAGCACUGACAUCAAGCAAGAUGAAUAUAGCGAGAAGGGCAUGCCUUGCUCUCCUUUCGCGACUGCCGGAUCGUCCGUUAAGCGAGCGCGCCCUGCAUCGGCCGAGUGGACUCCACGAGCUAUCGACAAUUACGCUAGGCUGCCGUGGGAGCAGAAGCGUGCAUCUCUUUGGAAAAGGGGUGCAGCAGCAAACGAGCUGAGGUUCGGUGUGCCUGGCUUGGUCGCCCAAAGGGAGAACGCGUCAGAGGAAGCCAACACAACUUCAGGCAGUCAGAGGCGGGACCCUCGGCGGAGCGACAGCCUGAAGCUGCUGCAAAGGCUUGCGCUGGUGGAAGAGGGUGGAAGGCCUCCUGCAAGCGCGAUCGAAGAUGACAAGCUGCCAAGAGCAAGACUGCCCUUGGAUGCCACGAGACCGCCGUUGCCUGCACCGCCGUCACCGCGAAAAGUGGCAUCGGCAGAAGACCUCGUGACUCGACGCGGUCAUGACGACACGCAGACAGGCCGUCAGCAGCGAAUCUCCCGACAUCAGUCCAUACAACACCUCCCGGGACAUAGGCUGCAGGCGUAUGUUGAAGAAGAUGACAGAGGUGGCGACGCAUAA
This is a messenger RNA of Lecanosticta acicola, 1956 nucleotides long. The record is from the annotation of a GenBank genome assembly. NCBI's taxonomy places the organism in Eukaryota, Fungi, Ascomycota, Dothideomycetes, Mycosphaerellales, Mycosphaerellaceae.